Molecule: messenger RNA, 4223 nt
Organism: Scleropages formosus (Asian bonytongue)
Lineage: Eukaryota; Metazoa; Chordata; Actinopteri; Osteoglossiformes; Osteoglossidae
Gene: hps5
Product: HPS5 biogenesis of lysosomal organelles complex 2 subunit 2
Exons: 23
Coding region: 218-3607 (1129 amino acids)
Biological process (GO): developmental pigmentation
Cellular component (GO): cytoplasm
Molecular function (GO): protein binding
Source: RefSeq, a predicted model, not a curated record
UUGAGCGAUGAGGGGCAGGGGACUUGUCCACUUUCAGUGCCCCAUUGUUGACAGUUUGGCAUCACUGUGGUACUAAGCUUGGCUCAUAACUCUGGUCAUGUGAUACUGCUGCAGGUCAGGAGACUCAUUUAACCCAACAGGCAUGCGAAUGGGAGCAGAGGCUUGCAGAAAGCCCUGUCACAGAGCUGGGCUGUCGGAGAACUGAGGCGUGAUCACCAUGCCCUCGCUGCCUGUGCUGCCUGAGUCCUGCACCCAUGUGCUGGCAGAGUUUGACUGUCUUGACCCUCUCCUCGCUGCCCUGCGCCUGGACUCAGGUCGGCUCAAGUGUACCUGCCUCGCAGUAUCUAAGAAGUGGCUGGCUCUGGGAACCUCGGCGGGGGGGCUUCAUCUUAUCCAGAGAGAAGGAUGGAAACAGCGGCUCAUUCUAACACACAAGGAGGGAUCAAUCACCCAGGUAGCAUGUUGCCCCCAUGAUGAAGACUUCAUUGCUGUUGCAACAAGUCAGGGUCUGGUUGUGGUGUGGGAGCUGCAGCUGGAGCGACGGGGUCGGCCAGAGCGAGCCGGCAUAUCUUGGGAGCAUCGGGGGCAGAACAUCACAGCACUGUGCUGGGACACAACCACGCUGAGAGUCUUUAUCGGAGAUGCUGGGGGGAAGGUGUCCUUCCUUCGUGCUGGAUCCUCCAAACUAGGCAAGGGCUCUGCAUUUGUCAUCUUCCCAGUUCAGACGAUCACCACUGUGGAUUCUAAGGUGGUGCAGCUGGGUUACCAGGAUGGCCGCCUGCUGGUGUCCUCUCUCAGCCGCUGCUACCUGUGCGACACAGAGAGGGAGAAAUUCUGGAGGGUAGGGAACAAGGAACGUGAUGGGGAGUAUGGGGCUUGCUUCUUCCCACAGAGCCGCGGGUCGGUUCUGGGCCAGCCCCCACUCCUGUACUGUGCCCGUCCAGGAUCCCGGGUGUGGGAGGCUAGUUUCAGUGGAGAGGUGCUGAGCACCCACCAGUUCAAGCAGCUUCUCGCCUGCCCCCCCGUGCCCCUUGUCUCCUACAGGUGUGAACUACAGUACAGCUCUGCCCAGAGAAGCCCUCAGUCAGUUGCUUUCCCCAAACUGCUUUACCUCAGUGACCAGAACCUGUUGACCUGGACUGACUCAGCCAUUUAUGUCUUUGUGCCUCAGUGUGGACAGGUCCUGCUGUGGACUGAGAUCAAAGAUGUAGUAGAUGUAGCAGUUUUCCGUAGCGAGCUCUUCUGUCUUCGCUGUGAUGGGCACUUGACUCACCUGUCCCUGCUGCCCGUGGAGCGCUGUGUAGAGCGACUUCUUCGCCGGGAGUAUUGGCUCUUAGCUGCCACAAUCUGCUGCAUGUUCCAGCAUGUCAUCGUCCCCUCGAGGGCCCGUAAGUGCCUCCCCACUGACAGACUUGAGUACCUGCGGUCACAGCUUAACCCCAGCAUACAGCAAGACCUGGCCAGCCAGCUGGAAGAAGUGAUCUUGAGGCUGGAGCCUCUGGAUUCUGCCUCUAGCAGCCGUAGGAGCAGCAUUUCUUCACAUGAAAGCUUUAACGUGUUGGACUGUGGUAUCUACCGAGUAAUCAGUCGAAGAGGAAGCCAGUCAGACGAGGACACCUGUUCUUUGGUCAGCCAGUCGAUGCUUGAGGAAGAGCGGCUCAAGGAGUUUAACUUUGUGCAGGAGGAGGAGCCAUUGGAGCAGGAUCCCCUACCCAGCGAACGGGUGGAGCCUGACCGACCCGAAUCCGGCUUGCAGUUUCACCUCCCCCUCUCAUUCCGCCCCAAACCCCCCCGUGUGGCGCUGCAGGCUGUCCGGGACAGUGUCUCCAGCUUUGUGAAGAAAACCUCAGAAAAAAUCAGCACACUCCAGAUGAACUCUGACCUCUGGCCUCGUUCAGACCAGAGGGAAGUGGGGCAGUGCGAGCUCACUGCAGCUGUAGUACUGCCCCCAGAAGAGCCAGACAAUGAGAUUGGCACCGAACGACUUGGCACAGGGACUGAUCUGCAGGAGCUGAGAGCAACUACUCAGGAGACCAUCUCUCAGUUACAGGACCCUCUUAUUCUCCUGGACCCUGCACGUUUGGCAGAGGUUUUGCAAGUGUGGGUGCCAGUUUUGGAGAAAAUUCUAGGCCCAGAGGAGUGUCACCAAACUGGAGAGCACUGUCUGCUCGAAGGUCAUACAGAGGAGGAAUGUUUGGAGCAGCUGUCCAUGGGUAGCUCUGAUGAGGAAGUGGCGGAGAAGACAUCGGGGACUGCAGAAGACAUGGAUCCCGAGAGGCAGCUGCUCCAACCUGCUACUGAAGAGCAGAUUAUUAAUGACUUGGGUGGAGAGGUCUCUGACUCAGAGCCUACAGGCCACAAAACGGUAGCCCUUGAGCCGGUGCGUGUUGAGCCUCCCUGGCCAAUACCUGCAGAACUCCAUGUGGAUCUCUCUCAGUUGGCCUCUCUGAACCUGGAACUGGGCUGUUUCCAAGGUAGCACUGCCCAGGAGGGUCAUGGAGAGCAUGUGCCAUCAGCUGCCUGCAUCUUUCUUCAUCGCUACUUCUUCCUGCUUGACCUGGAGAGGGUGCGUCGGUGCUGCCUGCUGCGGUACAGGGACCAGCCUGCUGUGUGGAACGCCUACAUGGCUGGCCUGUUGGAGCUGACCCGCUCCAGCCCAGUAGUUGAGGUGAUAGAGAAAGGAGUUCUUCUGAGGUCCCUGAAGAGCUUGAGGGAGUUACAACCCUCAACGAACCCAUUGCUGCUCGCUCACCUGCACAGGCUGUACGAGAAACAUGGUGAGUCAGCUGUACGAGCAUUUGUUCAGUUCUACCCCAGAGUUGUCCCUGCUGACGUUAUGGCCAUGGUCAAGAAAAGUCACUUCCUGCCAUAUCUGGACAAUCUGAUCCAUUCCCAAUCUGAGGAGCAAAGGCUCCCAUUCUUGGAAUCACUCCUUCAGCCUCAGUCUCUAAGGCAGGAAUGGCUGGAGCUUGCGCUAUCUCAUGAUGCCCCUCAACUGUCAGACACUCUGACUGCAGAUGGAGAGCCCAGGAUGCAAUCUCACCUGUUCACCUGGGGAUAUGGGCGUCUCCUUUCUCUUUUGGUUCGACUCCCAGCUGACUUUGCAUCCAAGCAGAAAAUGGCUGAGACAUGCAAAAUGCAUGGGUACUGGACAGGCUACUUGUCUCUGUGCUGCCAGUUGCGUCGUCGGACACAAGCUUUCUCCACCAUUUGCAGGCUGAAUGACCAGAGUCUGCUGCAGGGACCCAAUGGAAUAAUGCCUGAAACACUAGAUGAAUGGAAGCUGCUCAUCCAGCUUUCUCAACAAUACUGUGAGCUCUCAGAGGCAGAUGCUGACCCUCCCUGUCCUAAUGGAAAUGGCUUAACCAAUGGGUCUUCUGACUGGAGCAACUGCAUCACACCUGAGAGCCUGACGCUGCAAUUGGCCCGAGUUGUGGGACCAGAUCGGGCGCUGACCUGCCUGCAGGACUGGGGAGUACGUGUGGUCCUGGAUCACCACUCCACCAUGGUGUGUGAGCUUCUGAGGAUAGCAGAGAAGAGACAGAGAGCACUGAUCCAGACCAUGCUGGAGCGCUGUGACAGAUUCCUCUGGUCCCAGCAGGCUUAACUGUGCCAUCCCAUCACCUCCAGGGCUGCUAUGUCUCUCAAAGGAAGAACCACCAGCCUUCGGUUUGAGAUCCACUGGAGCUCCAUUACAUCCCUCGUGGGUUGAACAGUCUCACUAUGGCCUCUACCUAUUAGGUUAUUUUAUCUAUAUUUGUGGCUCCUUAAGUGAAAACAUUCACUAGAAUGUACCCAAUUAAGUAUUUUUUGAACUAUUUAAUUGCUACUUUCAGGAUGUCUGAAAAGCUGCAGUAUUAAGUCAGUUCAGGGUUUCAGCCUUGAACAUUUUCUAGCACAAUUGUUGCUUUAAAGUGUAAAUGUCAUGCACUGAUAUUUAACGUUUUUCUUUAGUGUUUCUUUAAAGUUUGCCUUAAAUUCCACAGAAGGGCCAUAUUGCUAGUGCAUGGUCUCCUAUAGUGUGUUCCUGCAAGUUUCCUUAUUAAACCAUUCCAGUUCAUGUGUGAGCUUAUUUGUGGUCAUCCUUCCUGCCUACCCCAAGGGAAGUAAAAAUGUUUACGAGUAAGUUGUUACACUAAGGAGGGUCAUUAACUAUGCUGACGCACUGAAGAGAGCCACAUAUACAGACAAAUGUUGACAUCUGUUCAAGGCAUCUAUAUAUA